AACCAAACCAGUCCAUUAGGCAAAACCCAAAAAAAUAAUAAUAAUAAGAAAAAAAAUAAAAGAAAAAAAGAAAAGAAAAAAUGAAUAUUUACAUGGUCUUCAUUCACAGUUCAUCCUCUACUAGUGCUGGCUCCUUCUCUUCCAAGUUUAUGGGAAUUUGAACCAGAAGGACAAGUAAAGUUGUGAAAGUGCUUUUGCAAGCUAGCUAUGAAUUCUGCAAUUCAUGCACCGUCUUCGCCUUCAUCUUCUUCUUGCUCCUACAUUCGUCCUCUUCCAUGCAUCACUUGUGCUUCUCGUAAUUUCAAGUUUCCUAUGCUGUUGCCGCAGGCAACAUGUACCACUCAAAAGAUGCAUCGCUGCUCUGGAGGCAACAUGGAAGCUUCUACUAACCCUAGUCCAUUGAAAAAUUGUAUAGUUGGCAAAUAUAAUCCAGGAUGGUCUGAAACACAACCCUUGUUUUCCAAGCAAUCACUCAACAGACACUUGUUGCCAGUGGAAGCUCUAGUCACUCCAACUGCUCAAGAUGUAUCUGAUACACCUUUUCUUGGUGAUGAUAAGAUUGGAGUGUUACUGUUAAACCUUGGAGGUCCAGAGACUCUAGACGAUGUGCAGCCUUUUUUGUUCAAUCUUUUUGCUGAUCCAGAUAUUAUUCGUUUGCCAAGGUUAUUUGGUUUUCUUCAAAAGCCAUUGGCCCAGUUUGUGUCUGUUUUAAGGGCACCAAAGAGCAAAGAAGGCUAUGCUUCAAUUGGUGGUGGUUCCCCCCUUAGACGUAUGACUGAUGCUCAGGCUGAAGAGUUGAGAAAAUGUCUUUGGGAAAAAAAUGUCCCAGCCAAUGUGUAUGUUGGAAUGCGUUACUGGCAUCCAUUCACCGAAGAGGCUAUUGAGCAGAUUAAAAGGGAUGGAAUCACAAAGCUUGUUGUGCUUCCACUUUAUCCACAAUUUUCAAUUUCAACCAGCGGCUCAAGUCUGCGUCUCUUGGAGAGUAUAUUCCGAGAGGAUGAGUAUCUAGUCAACAUGCAGCACACGGUAAUACCUUCAUGGUACCAGCGUGAAGGAUACAUAAAGGCCAUGGUAAAUUUAAUUGAAAAAGAGCUAAAGGGUUUUGACUGCCCUGAGAAGGUCAUGAUAUUCUUUAGUGCGCAUGGGGUGCCACUUGCUUAUGUAGAAGAGGCUGGUGAUCCAUACAAGGCAGAGAUGGAGGAAUGCGUAGAUUUGAUCAUGGAAGAGCUUGAGAGAAGAAAGAUAACUAAUGCAUACACCCUUGCUUAUCAGAGUAGAGUUGGACCUGUGGAAUGGUUAAAACCCUACACCGAUGACACAAUAGUUGAACUUGGGAAAAACGGAGUAAAAAGUCUGCUGGCUGUGCCAAUUAGCUUUGUCAGCGAACAUAUUGAAACUCUUGAAGAAAUUGAUGUUGAAUACAAAGAGUUGGCUCUAGAAUCCGGUAUAGAAAAAUGGGGUCGUGUUCCUGCACUGGGAUGUGAACCCACAUUCAUUUCAGAUUUAGCAGAUGCUGUAAUUGAGAGCCUUCCAUAUGUUGGUGCAAUGGCAGUUUCAAACCUUGAAGCUCGACAGUCUUUGGUUCCCCUUGGAAGUGUAGAAGAAUUAUUGGCGGCAUAUGACUCGCAGCGUAGGGAGUUGCCGCCACCAGUACUGGUGUGGGAAUGGGGGUGGACAAAAAGUGCUGAAACUUGGAAUGGAAGAGCAGCUAUGCUUGCUGUGCUUCUUCUGUUGUUUUUAGAAGUCACCACUGGUGAAGGAUUUUUGCACCAGUGGGGAAUAUUGCCCUUGUUUAGGUGAAUGAGUCCUCCACUGCCCUCAAUUGCAGUGGAAUAUAGUUUUGCAUGUAUAUGUAUACCAUUAGCAUCACAUGUGCCCCUUAAGAUAUAAGGUUUGCACUCGGGAGUUCUCAAAUUUAAUACAUGUUUGGAAACCCUUCUACUAUUGAUUCUGACGGCAGAAUCAAUUAUGGGAAGAAGCUUUUGUGAGUAGCUUCUAGUCUGAUGAAAAAGAAGCUAAUCCAAACAUGCUUUUAGUUUAGACAUAGCAUUUGUGGAUGGAGUCGAGAUAAAAAUAAUGUAUAGUGACUUCCUCUUAUGUGUAUCUGAAGCAUUUUUACUUGGGUUUCAUUACACCUGAUAGGUGUUACCUGAAAA
Messenger RNA from Lotus japonicus, 2156 nucleotides. Its product is annotated as ferrochelatase-2, chloroplastic-like. Gene Ontology annotation, molecular function: protoporphyrin ferrochelatase activity. The record is from RefSeq and is a predicted model, not a curated record. Bases 208 to 1800 code for a protein of 530 amino acids. Lineage: Eukaryota; Viridiplantae; Streptophyta; Magnoliopsida; Fabales; Fabaceae. Gene Ontology annotation, biological process: heme biosynthetic process. The transcript has 11 exons.